Copidosoma floridanum is the source of this 840-nucleotide messenger RNA. RefSeq names its product dynein heavy chain 8, axonemal kl-3 (gene kl-3). NCBI's taxonomy places the organism in Eukaryota, Metazoa, Arthropoda, Insecta, Hymenoptera, Encyrtidae. Gene Ontology annotation, cellular component: axonemal dynein complex. Gene Ontology annotation, molecular function: dynein intermediate chain binding; ATP binding; minus-end-directed microtubule motor activity. The record is from RefSeq and is a predicted model, not a curated record. Gene Ontology annotation, biological process: microtubule-based movement.
AUGGGUCAUGAGUUGCAUGUGGAGGAUCCCUUAGCAGAUGUUGUAGUAGCAGCCUUAGUGAAAGCUGUGAAUCCUCUUGGAGAUAUUGCUCAAGAUGUAUCUCCUGUCUACCUCUUCUAUAUCUUCAGAGUCACCCCAUCUCAAGCAUGGCACCCUCACCAGCGACAAGGUCUUGCAGCCCCUAAAGGGGAUAUUUUUAACGAGCUGUGUCGUCUGCGGGUUAAAAAUGUAACUGAUUUUGAAUGGUUAAAACAGGCUCGAUUUUACUUUGAUGAAGAAAUGGAAAAUAUACCCAUAAGGAUUACAGACGUUCUUUUUAUAUACCAGAACGAGUUUUUAGGAUGUAAUGAUCGACUUGUUGUAACUCCUUUGACAGACAGAUGUUACAUCACAUUAGCUCAAGCCAUUGGAAUGAACUUUGGAGGUGCACCAGCUGGCCCAGCAGGUACAGGAAAAACAGAAACUACUAAAGAUAUGGGAAAAGCUUUAGGAAAAUAUGUUGUCGUAUUUAACUGCUCUGAUCAAAUGGAUUUUCGAGGUCUUGGAAGAAUUUUUAAGGGCUUGGCACAGUCUGGAACAUGGGGUUGUUUCGAUGAAUUUAAUCGAAUUGAAUUGCCUGUAUUGUCAGUAGCAGCACAGCAAAUAGCGAUCGUCUUAAAUGCCCGAAAAGAAAGGAAGGUUUCUUUUUUAUUUAGUGAUGGUGAAAGAUACUUAAUCGACUAUGAGUUUGGAAUUUUCAUAACCAUGAAUCCAGGAUACGCAGGCAGACAGGAGUUACCAGAGAAUUUGAAAAUAAUGUUUCGUAGUGUGGCUAUGAUGGUACCUGAUAGACAGGUCUGA